CUGUACCGUUAGCAGCGAUAUAAAGCACCUACUUUCAGUUUCAAAAUUUGGCUUUAAGUGUUGUGAAUGUUGACAAAACAAAAUGCAAGUUUUUCUCCCCAUCAUGGCUUUUUUAAACACCAUCCUUGGGGCAGAAGAACAUGCAUACCAGCAGUUCAUUGGAUGUGGAUUUAACAAUGAAGGGCAAGUAAGCCGUUUCUGGCGCUAUGGGUAUGAUGGCAGAGACAUCAUGCACGUGGAUUUGGCGAAGGAAGCCGUGGUUGCUACCAGUGAACCAGGUCAGCUUUUAGCAGAAGAGAGAAAGAGCAAAGAAUACAUUAAGAGAAAAGAGGCACGACUAGUAAAGGUGUGUUCUGCUGUGAAAACGGUCUUCCUUAAGUCCAACAACUCCCUCUCAAGGGCAGCAAAACCUGCAGUAUAUGUGUCUUCUGGAGGAGAAAAGGGUCAGGAAUAUCUUAAAUGUGCUGUGCAUGGCUUCUAUCCAAACAUCAUUCGAGUACGUUGGAUCCAAAAUAGAAGGCCAGUCUAUUUUGGUGUCUCAACUACUGGAGUACUCCCUCACAAAGAUGGCACUUUCCAAAUGAUCUCCUAUCUUAGCCAUAGUAACGUGAGUGCGCAGAGUGUUACCUGUGAGAUCGAACACUUAAGCAUUGAUGGGAUACUGAGGAUAGCCUAUGAGGAGAAAUCUUUGCUUCUAUCAAAAAUCACAGAUAUACUUAAGGCAUUGGCUGCCUUUAUUCUUGGAUUUGCUUUACCAGUGUGCAUUACUGUACUAUUUAUAUGUAAAGGACAAAGGAAAGAAACGACAAAACCACCCGAGGACAAGAUAGAAGACACAAGUGAUGAAUCAGAAGCAUCUUUACCAUUGAAUUUAAUGAAUAUUUCUCAGGAAACAUAAGAUAUGUAAGGCUUGUGUGUGACUCCAAACCAUAUUAUUAUUAUGAUUAAUACUGCUGUUGUUAUUAUUGCCAUAGACAAGUAAGUUUAUUUUCAUAUUUGUGUAGAACUUAAACUAAUUUCUUUACAGGCAAUCACAUCUCCAUUAAAAUUAAAUGUUUU
Carassius carassius (crucian carp) is the source of this 1059-nucleotide messenger RNA. RefSeq names its product hereditary hemochromatosis protein homolog. The transcript has 4 exons. Gene Ontology annotation, biological process: antigen processing and presentation of exogenous peptide antigen via MHC class II; positive regulation of T cell activation; immunoglobulin production involved in immunoglobulin-mediated immune response. Gene Ontology annotation, molecular function: MHC class II protein complex binding. The record is from RefSeq and is a predicted model, not a curated record. NCBI's taxonomy places the organism in Eukaryota, Metazoa, Chordata, Actinopteri, Cypriniformes, Cyprinidae. Gene Ontology annotation, cellular component: MHC class II protein complex. The coding region runs from base 83 to 898 and encodes 271 amino acids.